This is a messenger RNA of Bolinopsis microptera, 2706 nucleotides long. RefSeq lists its product as uncharacterized. The transcript has 5 exons. The record is from RefSeq and is a predicted model, not a curated record. The coding region runs from base 10 to 2217 and encodes 735 amino acids. NCBI's taxonomy places the organism in Eukaryota, Metazoa, Ctenophora, Tentaculata, Lobata, Bolinopsidae.
AUCAGCAAAAUGCCUCGCUCAUUAGUCCCAAGUCCAAAUGAAGAAGCAUGGUUUAAAGAAGAAGCAACCCAGAAGCUAAAGAUAGAGAGAUUAGUUGCUGCCAGGAAGCAGUCCCUCCAAUGGUGUAGGCGCAAGACUAACAAUCAAUCAGAGAAGAACAGACAAAAACAAAUUUCCGUUCAACUACAAGCAACAAAAUCAAAGUUAUCAGAUUUAAAAGAGAAAGGGGAUGACAUCAAGGAAGAACUUGAUAUUGCAAUGGCAUCUGUGGGGGAAGCGUUUGAUGAUGCUGAUAAAGAAAAUGCUGCGGAGAGGGAUGCAAAGAGGGCAAAAUUGCUGGAGGACUACAAAACAGCAGCAGCAAAAAGACACAGAGCAGCAUUGAAGCAGCUAAACGAAGUCAAGGAGCGACAGCGGGCUGAAGAGACACAGUUACUAGAACUAAAGAAGGAGACUAGAGCCCAAGAAAACACCCGGACUAAACAGCUACUGAAAAUGCCGCUGCAGAACAGUCAGCCGCUUAUAGAAGUACCCAGCCUCCAGGCUGCUAAAAAACCAGCUCUGCAAGGUCUGGAUGCCUUCACCAAAACAUACUAUCAUCUGCCAGUCAGUGGUAUUGGUGUAGUGCAUGAAAGAAGUUUGGCAGUCAAGGAGGCUAAGGAUGCCAAAACUCUAGCUUCUGAGGUGGAGAAGAUGAUGGAAGAAUGUCGAUCUAAGUUGAAGCAGUCAAAGCAGGCGCGUGAGGAGCGAGCGGAUGUGAGAGGGAGUGCUGCACUACAGAAGGUGCAACUAAAGAACGUUCUAGAGGACGUGACGUCACAGCUAGACAGAUAUGCAGUUUACAACCGGACACGGAAACAGCCGUCCACGCUGCGUACCAAUGUGUUUGCAAGUAAUUUAGCGCGGGAAAGUACGCAGAAACAGCACCAAAUCGACUUAGAACAUGCAGUUGAGGACAUCUUCGACAGGCACACACAGGUGGUGGAUAUGGUGUUGCCUAGUUCCGUUAAGUUUGAGAAUGUUGAUUACACCUUAGAUACUGUUGAAGAGAAAUCAGAGAUAGGUUCAGUUCUAGAAGAGGAAGUAGCAGAUACAAAACCUGAAGCACUCGCGCAAGUAACUGUUUCGUCUCCCUCUAUGUCAGAUACUAGUCUUGAUAAAGACCCGGCUAUUGAGGACAAUCUGGCAGCUGGCAGUAGACCUAGUCUCAACCUUUACUUUCCGCUUCAUAGUGAUCUGAGCUCUGAACAGAGUCCGGAUAGGGCUGAUACUAUGUGUGAAGCUGAGCGAAUCAUGCGUAAAACUGAGGAAAUAGAGGCUGAUUCUACCCAUGAUACAGGUUUAAGUCAUUAUACGGUGGAACGAGAGGGUAGCAUGACUUGUGAUACUGGCGAAGAUACAAUAGAUUUAGAGCCUAGACCGAUAACCCCACUCGCUGACACAGGGAAGAUGUCGCCAAUCCAAAUCAUUGAUCAUUCCUUAUCCUUUUCAGCAUCAUCCAAUUCCCAAGCGUCCACCUCAACGUUGAAACGUCCUUCCGAUACCACAAUCUGUAAUGAGGACAAGAUGAAGGACGUCAUCGAACAACGUGCAUUGGAUUUGUCGAGCCUGAUAAAAGAUCAGCUGAAGCUAAACAGUGAGUUGAAAGCCUUGGGAAAACCAUUAAAUACCUCUGUAAACAUCGAAGAAGUAAACCAACCUCCACCUAUCUCCUACAUAAAAACAACUCCCCACAACUUAUCUCUACAAUCCAAAUACACCUCUACCCCGUCCACCUCCUCUGGUAAAUCAUCCUCCUCCUUCGAGGAGAUUAUACAAUCUCUACUAACAUCCAGUCAAGUAAGCUCCGAUAAGAGUGGCGGGGUAUCCAGAGCCAGUGAUUCCCUCUCCCAACAUACCCUCUCUCAAAACAGCUCUCUGGUCUCCGAGACACUUCCUCCCGGUCUUGUUGAUCACGUGAUACCACGUGACCUGCUAACUCCUGGUGUUGUAAAACGGACAUCACUGAGUGGAGGAAGUUGGGAUCAAAGUAAACUUGCCAGUAGAGACGUGAGUUCAGCGAGCAGUGGGGGUUCCUCCAGCUCCCAGAGGUGUGGCAAGUUGAAGUCUGAGUCUGUAUCAUCGGGCCUGUCUGAACUUCAGAAACAGCUGGCCCGGAUUAACUCUCAUUUGAGUGAGAUUGAGAAGAUUAAAGAUACGGAUAAUUUGAUUAAAUAAUGAUUAAUUUUAUUAAUUAAUCACAGAUUUGGGAAAUAACGAUUAAUAUUAGACGUUAUCGCAUUUUAGAAAUACAGUAUUGAAUUUCAUUUUAUAUCAAUCAGACUAGACUAUUACUCAUGAGCAGGCAUAAUAUUCACACAGCUAUGACAUAAAUUGUUUUUUUUAUUUUCACAGACGUCAGAGUUAAAUAAAUUUGCUUUAUAUAAUUCAGUAUGUACAAAGAUUUGUAUCUAUUCUUAUCCUGUAUAAAUUUACUCACAUACAUUGCCGUAUUUACUGAUGACGAUAUUAUUAAAAUAUUGACUAAUUUAAAAAAUUAGUUAAACUGACAAUGCUGAUUAUAUUUAGUUAUUCGUUGUGAAGUGAAGGUUGCUUCCAGACAUGUGUACUUGAAAACCGUUUUCACUGAAAAAUCAGUACGGAGCCACAACUGUAAUUUUUUAAACUUAAAGAAAAACUAUAUUGUAAAUUAAUUUUAUAAACGUU